AUGGGUCUGUUGAAGAUUUCCAUUACCAAUACGUUCGACGAGUCGUCUGUGAUGGCCCAGAACGUCGUGGGAGGAGUCACCAUCGUCGCAGUGGUCGUUGUCGGCGUGAUGCUGUGGCACAGGUGGCGCCUUGCCAAAGCCGCCAAGUCCUCGUCCAAGGACAUGUGGGAGCUGCACAUGUAG
Aphanomyces astaci is the source of this 183-nucleotide messenger RNA. RefSeq lists its product as hypothetical. Lineage: Eukaryota; Oomycota; Saprolegniomycetes; Saprolegniales; Verrucalvaceae. Bases 1 to 183 code for a protein of 60 amino acids. The transcript has 2 exons. The record is from RefSeq and is a predicted model, not a curated record.